AGGGUCAUCCUCACGAGUCUAGUUACCUUGUCGAGGGUAUAUCGAGGCACAACAGGUUUACUAGCGAGAUCUCGCAUCUAUUCGAACGACUGGACACGCUCCAUCACUGAGACGUAUUCAUUUCGUCUUCGUCAUUUGCGCCGCACUGAAUUUGGUCGAAUGCGAAAGUUCUCGACAAGCCCCUCACAACUAUGUCGUCUCAAACCGCAGCACAGGCCAAUCCAAGGAAGCAGCAAGAACUGCAAAAUCAGUACACUGUCUACAAGAACACACUGCAGCAGAUUGCACAGAAGAUCGGUGAUGUAGAGCAGGAGGCUGAGGAACACAAGCUGGUUCUUGAAACCCUGCAGCCGUUGUCAGGAGACCGCAAGGCAUUCCGUCUUAUCAACGGUGUUUUGAUGGAACAGACGGUUCAAGAUGUUAUGCCUGCGCUCAAGACUAAUUCCGAGGGCCUGAAGAAGGUCCUCGAAGACCUUGUGAAGCAGUACAAAACGAAACAAGAUGAGUUGGAGAAAUGGAAGAAGAAGCACAAUAUUCAAGUCGUCCAGUCGUGAGAUUAGGCCGAUUACCUGUGCGUUUAAGAGACUAAUUGCCUGGGAGGUAACUUUUGUACGAGCGCAAAGUCACAGACACAACUUUUAUCAAUACCAACGGCUAUGUAGCUUUUCACCGUGGUAUUCCAUCGCUGAGACAGAUCGGGUAUGCUACAGCGGAUUUGACCACCGCGUUAUAUGAUCUCGGCAUGGCAAGGAGAUGCGGUAGCGAGCCUGCGGCGAUAUCAUGUUGCUGCCCACGUGCUAUGCAUUUGUUUCAGCAAAAGACUCGAAAUCCAGAUCUUUCGUUUCAAA
Molecule: messenger RNA, 848 nt
Organism: Verticillium alfalfae VaMs.102
Lineage: Eukaryota; Fungi; Ascomycota; Sordariomycetes; Glomerellales; Plectosphaerellaceae
Exons: 4
Coding region: 192-554 (120 amino acids)
Biological process (GO): protein folding
Cellular component (GO): cytoplasm; prefoldin complex
Molecular function (GO): protein folding chaperone
Source: RefSeq, a predicted model, not a curated record